UUGAACGCGCGCUAUCUAAAAAGGACAGUGAUGAAUUUAUUUAAACCGCUGAUUAUAAAACCAAACGUCAGUGGUUUGAUCAACAGUUUGUGUAGUAAAAUGCGGUUACUCUCCAUCCCACCAUUAAUACCGUCGGAGAUACUAUACCAGCGUGAAAUAACACCUGCUAAGACACCAGCUCAUCAUAAUAAUUCAGAAAUCGAAAAGCUGUUAAAAAGCGAACUAUGUGAUUACCCCGCAUAUUCCUCAAGGAAAAUUCGUCAUGGAUUUCAGGAUGCUAUCAUGAUUCGUGAUUACAAGCGCAGACAAGUUUCUGCUCAUUUCUGUAACUUACGCAUCAGACUAAACGCUAUCAGAAAAAACACGAUUUUACCCCAGGAAAUCAAGAUGAAUUUAUUUAAACCGCUGAUUAUAAAACCAAACGUCAGUGGUUUGAUCAACAGUUUGUGUAGUAAAAUGCGGUUACUCUCCAUCCCACCAUUAAUACCGUCGGAGAUACUAUACCAGCGUGAAAUAACACCUGCUAAGACACCAGCUCAUCAUAAUAAUUCAGAAAUCGAAAAGCUGUUAAAAAGCGAACUAUGUGAUUACCCCGCAUAUUCCUCAAGGAAAAUUCGUCAUGGAUUUCAGGAUGCUAUCAUGAUUCGUGAUUACAAGCGCAGACAAGUUUCUGCUCAUUUCUGUAACUUACGCAUCAGACUAAACGCUAUCAGAAAAAACACGAUUUUACCCCAGGAAAUCAAGCGACGUCAUAUAUUUCAUCAUUACCACGUGAUAGCAACUGGACGCGCAUUUUAA
This is a messenger RNA of Schistosoma haematobium, 798 nucleotides long. It is a transcript of the gene MRPS14, whose product is annotated as 28S ribosomal protein S14, mitochondrial. The record is from RefSeq and is a predicted model, not a curated record. The transcript is spliced from 6 exons. The annotation marks the transcript as partial. NCBI's taxonomy places the organism in Eukaryota, Metazoa, Platyhelminthes, Trematoda, Strigeidida, Schistosomatidae.